AUGACGCUCUCAUCCCUUCUCCGCAUUACUCCCCGCUUAACCCCGACUGCGGCCCGCAGGACAACGCGAGCUGUAUCGUCAGCCACCAAUACACCGAACACGAAGUCCUUAGAUUCAAUUCUCAUUGCUAACCGAGGCGAGAUCGCUCUUCGUGUUGGACGUACUGCUGCGGAUCGUGGCAUCCGCGUGACAACCCUCUACACCGACCCGGAUAGUCGGGCUCAGCAUGCAUUGAGCUCUCCCUUUGCUUUUAAUCUAGGUUCCGUGUCCGCAUAUCUUGAUGGCGACAGGAUCAUCGAAAUUGCAAAGAAGGAGGGAUGUCAAGCCAUACAUCCCGGCUAUGGCUUUCUGAGUGAGAAUUCUGCAUUCGCGCGAAAAUGUACCGAGGCCGGCUUAGUAUUCAUCGGCCCUCCGUACAAGGCCAUUGAGGAUAUGGGAGAUAAGAGCCGAUCCAAAGAAAUUAUGACUGCCGCAGGUGUCCCAUGUGUACCCGGCUACCACGGCCAUAAUCAAGACCCGGCCUUUCUCGAGGAGCAGGCGGAUCAGAUCAAAUAUCCAGUGCUCAUCAAGGCCAUCAAAGGAGGUGGUGGUAAAGGAAUGCGCAUUGCCAGCUCCAAAGCUGAAUUCCAGGCUCAGCUCGAGUCGGCGAAAUCAGAAGCAAUGAACUCCUUUGGAGACGACAAUGUGCUGGUGGAGAAAUACAUCACUACGCCUCGCCAUAUCGAAGUCCAGGUAUUCGCUGACAAGCACGGCAAUUCAGUUGCUUUGGGAGAGCGAGACUGCAGUAUCCAACGUCGACACCAGAAGAUUCUAGAGGAGUCACCGGCGCCUCAUCUUCCCGAUGUUACAAGAAAGGACCUCUGGGCCAAGGCCCGAUCCGCUGCAUUGGCAGUUGGCUACGAGGGUGCUGGAACCGUCGAGUUCAUUUUCGAUAACGACAGUGGUGAAUUCUACUUCAUGGAAAUGAACACCCGUCUGCAGGUGGAGCAUCCCGUAACCGAGAUGGUCACCGGGCAGGACCUUGUUCACUGGCAGAUUCUGGUGGCUGAAGGAGCCAAGCUACCCCUUACACAGGAGGAAGUAGAAGAACGGAUCGCCCAGAGUGGGCAUGGCAUCGAGGCCCGGAUCUACGCCGAGAACCCAGAGCAAGGAUUCAUCCCUGACUCGGGACGUCUUCUCCAUGUGCGAACCCCCGUGACUUCGGAUGACAUCCGCAUUGAUGCUGGCUUUGUGGAAGGAGAUGAUGUCUCAGCACACUACGAUCCCAUGAUCUCCAAACUGAUUGUUCGAGGCGCGAACCGCGAGGAGGCUCUUCGAAAACUAGCCGCUGCUCUGGAGCAGUAUGAAGUUGCAGGCCCCGUGACCAACAUUGAGUUCCUAAAGACCAUCUGCAAGAGCCCUGAUUUUAUCGCCGGUGAUGUUGAGACUGGCUACAUUGAGAAACACCGUAAGGAGUUAUUUGCUCCGAAGAUCAUCGAGGAAGAAGUUCUGGCGCAAGUCGCAUUGGCAUGCCUACACCGCGACAUCGGCUCGCGAAUGCCCCAAUCUGCCGGUGUCGCAGGGUCAGCCGUGGGCUUCACCCCUAGCUACCAAGAGCGACAACUGUCAUUCACAGAGACUGCAGGCCCCGGGUCUAGCGACGGCUCCACAUUCAAUGUGCGGGUGCAGCAAACCGCAGAUGACACCUUCAAUGUGGAGGUCGGCGGACGAGUCUUCGAGCAAGUAGUAAGCCACAUGGAUGCGUCGUCGCACAUUGUUACCUCCUUUUUCGCGCACACUCGGCUGGACACAACUGUCAUCCGGGACGAGGACACCAUUAUCGUUUUCCAGCGAGGAACUCAAUACCGGCUCACCGUGCCCCGAGCCAAGUGGAUGGAGAAGGCCCUUGGGAUGAAGGAUGUUACUAACAGCGUUCUGGCCCCGAUGCCAUGUAAAAUUUUACGCGUGGAGGUACAGGCGGGCGAUGUGGUGGAGAAAGACCAGCCACUGGUGGUUAUUGAAAGCAUGAAGAUGGAAACAGUGAUCCGCAGCCCACAACGGGGCACUAUUGCCCGGGUAGUGCACCGACAAGGACUCAGUACAUCUGAUGCUGAGCCCUUCACAAUGUUCAAACCAACAGUCGCUCGCACUGCCUUCAAGGCUCUAAACACAGCUCGUCCCGCCGCGUUUGCAGCUUCGCGGCCAGCUGCAGCCUUCGCUCGGCCCCUGUCUUAUACUCCCGCUCUCCACAAGAAAAGCAAUGACCCCUCAAACGACCCUAUUGAAGCUGCUACAACUAGAGCUCCGGAAGGUGCAUCCGGAGAGCAUGAGGGUCAGUUCGCUCGUACCGAUGAGAGCGUUCAUAUCGAAUACCCUCCCGACAGCGAGAUGCCCGCCCAGCCGGUUGUCCAGGGCCGUGGUGGUAUGCACUUUAAGCGUACCCUAGCUCAAUUCUCGCUGGAGAAAAAGGUUAGCAUGGUUACUGGUGGUGCUCGAGGCUUGGGGCUUGUUAUGGGACAGGGUCUUGUUGCUUCGGGCUCUGAUUUAGCUAUUGUUGAUCUUAACAAGGACGAAGCUGUGACAGCUGCCCAGUCGCUUAUUGAUCAAUUCAGAAAGGAGAACCCGGGUAUCGAGGACACCGAUAUGCCCACAGUCACAGCCCACUACGCCGACGUCGCAAACCCAGACUCAGUAAACGCCGCCCUAACCGAAGUGCUAGCCAAGCACGGCCAAAUCGACAACCUAGUCACCUCAGCCGGCUUCACCGAGAACUUCGACGCUAUCAACUACCCCUUCGAUCGUAUGCAGAAGCUAUGGGGCGUCAAUGUAGAUGGAACCUACCUCUUCGCCAUCGGCGUCGCCAAGCAUCUCAUGGAACGCAAGGCCCCGGGUAGCAUCGUCAUGAUCGGCUCCAUGUCCGGUGCCAUCGUCAACGUCCCUCAGCCCCAGGCUCCGUAUAACGCAGCUAAGGCCGCUGUGCGCCAUCUAGCUGCUUCGCUUGCUGUGGAGUGGGCUGGCCAUGAUAUUCGUGUUAACUGUAUUAGUCCUGGCUACAUGCUGACUGCUCUUACCCGCAAAAUUCUCGACGAGAACCCCCAACUCCGCGAUAAGUGGACUUCUCUUAUCCCCGCUGGAAAGAUGGGUACACCUGAGGAUUUGAUGGGCGCCGUGACUUUCCUGCUUAGCGAUGCGUCUAAGUACAUUACUGGUGCGGAGCUUCGCGUUGAUGGCGGGUACACUGUGACCUAA
Penicillium arizonense is the source of this 3228-nucleotide messenger RNA. RefSeq lists its product as uncharacterized. NCBI's taxonomy places the organism in Eukaryota, Fungi, Ascomycota, Eurotiomycetes, Eurotiales, Aspergillaceae. The transcript has 8 exons. The record is from RefSeq and is a predicted model, not a curated record. Bases 1 to 3228 code for a protein of 1075 amino acids. Gene Ontology annotation, molecular function: metal ion binding; oxidoreductase activity; methylcrotonoyl-CoA carboxylase activity. Gene Ontology annotation, cellular component: mitochondrion.